GACGAGAGUCGAACAGUCUCUCACUGGCGCCCGGUUGCGUCGCGUACCCGAGAGACUGGAUUUUCGCGUGAGGCAAGCACAGGACUGUGUGCGAGGAUAAAAAGUACUGUAAAAGAGGAUCUGCGAGAGUGGCCCCAUAGUUGGGAGCCUUAGUGGGACGGUGGUAGAGUUUCCAUCCGCGAGAGCGACAGCUGACCCUUCUUCGAGGCUCGAUGACCGGCACGCGCGAGGACAAGACCCGAUGCUGGAUCAGGAUGACCUGUCUCUUCGCCGAUUCUGCACGCCACGUGGUUACAGGCUUCCUGCCUUUUUGGAUCUUAUUCUUGCUGAGGGGUUGCGACGCCUCGUACGAGAUGCAGGGGCCGAGCUUCGUGUCGGAGCCAGCGUCGCGGGUGGAAUUCACGAAUGUGAACGGUGGCCGUGUGGACUGCAUAGUGAGAGGAAAUCCGGCGCCGACCGUCGACUGGCUGGCAGCGGACGGCGGCAGUAUAACGAGUAUCCCCGGAAUCAGACACGUCCUUGGCAACGGGACGAUCCACUUUCCUGGCUUCGAGGCCGAGGUCUUCCGGCAGGAUGUCCACUGGGCCAUUUAUAAGUGUUCCGCCGUCAACAGUGUCGGUGCCAUCGUUAGCAGAGACGUCACUGUCAGAGCAGUGGUGAACCAGCGUUACGAUCCGGAAGUUCAAUGUCCCGGCGGUUUCCUCGGCAACAACGUGCUCAUGCGAUGCAACGUGCCCAGUUUCGUUCGUGACCACGUCACCAUCACGUCUUGGCUUCAGGAGCCGUCGUUUAACAUCUACCCGUCCACCAUGGCCGACGGUAAGUAUCACAUGUUGUCAACCGGGGAGCUGAUGAUACUGAAUAUCACGCGGGAGGACGCGGAGCGGACUUAUCGGUGCAGGACGCAUCAUCGCCUGACUCAGGAAACGGUCGUCAGCAGCAACGUCGGCAGGCUUCAAUUGACUGAGAUACGGAGCACCAUGCCGCCGAUGAUAAACGAGAAGGUGGUUUAUAUGUCGUCGCGGCUGAAAGACACCGUUGUGAUACCCUGCGUCGCGUACGGCAAUCCAACGCCUGCUAACAGGUGGUAUUACACGAGGAACCAGAGAGAGGAGCCGAUCGAGGAUUCGUCCGGGCGUUACUUGGUGAAAGACGGUUCGUUGAUCAUACAAGGCGUCCAAGAGAGCGACGCCGGAUCGUAUACGUGCACCGCUAGUAAUUCCGAGGGCAGCGAGUCCAUGGAAGUCAGGUUAACGGUGUCCGCGCCAUUGAGCGUGCACGUUCAACCGUCUAUUCAGACCGUCGAUCUUGGGAAGGCCGCUCAUUUGACGUGCAGCGCAAGUGGAUUUCCGCAGGCGGCGCUGUACUGGCUGAAGGACGGUCAGCCAUUGAGGACGGGCGCCCGCAUAAGGGCGGUUUCCAGGGAGCGUAUUUCCGUGAUGUCGGUUGCACGGGAGGAUCGCGGCAUGUACCAGUGCUUUGUGAGGAACGAGUAUGAAAUGGCUCAAGGAAUUGCGGAAUUGCGCCUGGGCGAGAUCGCGCCGCAGCUGGUCUACAGGUUUAUCGAACAGACAAUGCAGACCGGUCCAUCGGUUUCUCUGAAAUGCAGCGCCGCGGGUAAUCCGACGCCGCAAAUUUCCUGGCUGCUGGAUGGAUUUCCGCUUCCGCAAAACGACAGGCUCUUGAUUGGCCAGUACGUGACCGUGUACGGCGACGUAAUAUCGCACGUGAACAUAUCGUCGGUGAAAUCCGAAGACGGGGGCGAGUACGAGUGCAUCGCUAGCAGCCGUGCCGGCGAGGCCAGACACUCGGCGAGGCUCAAUAUUUACGGCCUGCCAUACGUCAGACCCAUGUCGACGGUCUCGGCGGUUGCUGGGAAACAAUUUCGCAUCAAAUGUCCGGUUGCCGGCCAUCCCAUUGAAUCGAUCAUCUGGGAGAAAGACGGUGUAAAGCUGCCGACGAACAUGCGGCAGAAGGUCGCGAACGGCAGCCUGUACAUCGACAUGGUGCAACGAGCCGCUGAUCAGGGCACGUACACGUGCACCGCCAGGAACAAACAUAACUUCACCUCUCAACGAUCUGUUGAAGUGCGCGUUCUAGUGCCACCUAAAAUCACGCCUUUCAGUUUUGCUCGCGAUUUAAACGUAGGGGACCGUACUAGCGUACAGUGCGUGGUCGUGACUGGCGAUCUGCCACUGACGUUCACGUGGCUCAAAGAUAACGUCCCAAUAGAGACGAUCAGGACGUCGCAGGAUGCCACGUCGUCGGGCCAUAGCCGCGUUCAGGCACCGGCCGGUCCUGGGGACGCGAUUAAGGGGCCCAAGCGAGGCCCCAAGGCCGACGUGCAAGAACAGUCCCCGAGAAAGGCCAUUACCGUCCGGCAAUAUGACGCUUUUACCAGCGCCCUGAGCAUUAGCACGAUCGCACCCGCGCACAAUGGCACGUACACCUGUCGCGUGGCCAAUGGCGCUGCCACCGUCGCUCAUUCUGCACUCCUUCACGUCAACGUGCCGCCGCGGUGGACGGUGGAACCUAUCGACCAGAACGCCGUUGUAGGUCACGGCGUCUCCAUCGCCUGUCAGGCUGAGGGAUUUCCCAUUCCGACGGUGACUUGGAGGCAAUCGAUCGGCGAUACACCGGGCGACUACAGAGAGCUGGGAUAUAGCGGCACCGAGGGAGCAGGGGUUGCUGGGAACGGGUCUCUGGCGAUACCACGGGUAACCAGAGAUCACGCCGGGUUCUACCUAUGCCAGGCGAGCAACGGGAUCGGUCCCGGGCUCAGCAAGCUCAUUCAGCUAACAGUCCACGCGGGUCCGCAGGUAUCGGUGAAAACGCGUCAGGAAUCAGUGCGACGAGGAGAGAGCGUGACGCUUCGCUGCGAGGCCGAAGGAGACGCACCCCUUGAUCUGAGCUGGCGUGCGCGUGACAGCCGAGUCGAUCCCAACUACGAUGUUAGGUACACGAUAGACAACCAGAAGGUGUCCGGCCGGGUGAUUUCCGAGCUGCGCAUCAUCCAGGCGAACCACAUCGACCGGGGGGACUACAUGUGCGUGGCUACGAACGCUUACGGUCACGCCAGGGCGACCAUCAACCUGCUCGUCCAGGAGCCGCCGAAUUUUCCCCGGGAUUUACACAUUGCCGAGCAAGGCAGCAGAUCGCUGCUGUUGGCCUGGUCGUCGCCGUCGAGCGAACAGGAUCCGGCCCACGCGAACUCGCCUAUAACCAACUACAUCGUGCAAUACAAGGAGGCGCAGGACGUGUGGCAUGAGCACAACACGCAGAAGAUGGUGUCGGGGGACAACACGGUCGCGCUGAUUUCGCCACUAAAACCGGCGACCUCCUACCACUUUCGGGUGCUUGCGGAAAAUCACCUUGGAACAUCAGCGCCAAGCGACAUCCUUCAUACCCAGACCGAGGGCGAGAUACCCAGCGGACCGCCCAGGCACGUCACCGUGGAGGCGUUAGGACCCCAGCAAGUGAAAGUCACCUGGCAGCCGCCCGAUCGAUCCCUCUGGAACGGGGAACUUCUUGGAUACACGAUCAGCUACGCCAAUCUCGGAGGGAAUGAUCAAUCGGUGAACAUCACUAGAGUGGGAAUCACCGGUAACGGGGACGGCUCCUACGAUUAUAAGCUAACCGGGCUUCGAAAGUACACCCAGUACAGCAUAGUAGUGAAGGCGUUCAAUAAUAAAGGCGACGGGCCAGGAUCUGACCCGGUGACUGUGCAGACCCUUGAAGACGUUCCAAGCGCCCCUCCGCAGACCGUAGCGUGCGCGGCGCUAACCGGGCAGACCAUUCAGGUGACCUGGAAACCACCGCCUUCCGACAAAGUUCACGGGGUCGUGCAAGGCUACAAGUUGCUGUACGAGGCGGCCAGCGCGGUCCUCGAGCAGCAGGCGGGCAGGGAGACGAAGAUCGUCCAUGCACUCAGCACGGUGCUCCACGGUUUGAGCCCGUACACGAAUUACACGGUACAGGUGCUUGCGUACACAAGGGCCGGCGAAGGUGUCACCAGUAGCCCUGUAUCCUGCACCACCGAAGAAACUGUUCCAGAUGCACCGGAGCGGGUGAAGGCUGUGACUAGCAACGAGGACGCUGUGGUGAUAUCCUGGCUGCCUCCUCGGAGGCCGAACGGUAUCCUAACCAAGUACACCGUGCAUAUCCGGGUGUUGGACCAGGGCCAGGAGGUGAAGAUCACUAAAAGCUCGCUGCCUGCGCAGAGCUUGCACCACGAGGCGACCGGGUUGAAGCUGCGCGAGUCCUACGAAGCCUGGGUUACGGCCUCGACCAAAGUGGGGCAAGGGCCCAGGACUCCGGUCAUCAAACUUCAGCUGAGCAGCACCGGCAGUACUAUUCCAGCAGCUAUAAUAUCGUUCGGAGUGCCGCUCGUGGUGCCGUGGAGGGUGGACGUCAAUAUGGCCUGUCUCGCCGUGGGUAAUCCGCCGCCGACGUUGGAAUGGCGCCGCGGCGACGUCAAACUGCAGCAGAGAUCCGACAUCGGGCCGGACAACACAUUGACGCUGAGGAACGUGCAAAGGUCCCACGAGGGCAACUACUCCUGCCACGUCAAGAAUUCCCUCGGCUCCGACGAAAUCGCCUACACGCUUCAAGUACAAGUGCCGCCGACGCCGCCGACUUUGCUCGCCACCGGCACGACCACCGACGCUGUUCAGCUGCAGUGGAAGCAAGGCGACAAUGGCGGCGCGGCCAUAAGAGGCUUCCUGUUGGCCUACCGCCGGGAAUUCUCCGAGUGGGAGGAAGUGAUGCUGGACCGGAAGGCCACCACGCAUCUUUUGGAAGGUUUACAAUGCGGAACCAAGUACCAGUUCACUCUGGCCGCGUUCAACAGAAUCGGUAGCGGGAGCGCCAGCAAAAUAGAAACCGUCAAGACGAAUGGAACGAAACCCGUCGCGCCGAAGAAGCAUCAAUUGAUCAAAGUUAAUCAAACAUUUGUUACCCUCGAGUUGAACUCUUGGCAAGACGGUGGCUGCCCUCUGUUGUACUUCGUGGUGGAGUAUAGAAGAUUGCCCGGCGAUUGGUUACUCGUGUCGAAUAACGUGCCGCCGCAAUCGAGAUUCCCUAUAGUGGACCUGGAACCGGGUACCAAAUACGAGCUCCGUGUCAGCGCGUACAACAACGCGGGAUCCACGCAGGCCGAAUACCUGUUCAGCACGCUGCCGCAGACCGGCAGUAAUCGAAUACACGACGAGCAUUCACCGGAAAUCGAGGAGACCUCGCUGUUUUUCGACGCCCACGUACUGGCGCCCAGCGUGAUAUCGCUUCUCGCAGUGUUCCUCGCAGUGGCUGGCGUUUGUUUCUGCUUGAAAACACACGCGGAACGGUCAGGUCGGGCGAACGACCCGAAUUCGCAAACGCAGGCCGCGCUGGAGAACAAGCAUAAUAUGGAGCAGAGGGAACAGUACUAUGCGACCGUGAGGAAACCAGGCCAGCAGUCGCCCUGUCGCGAGGUGAGCGCGCUGGAAAGAAUACCCGAAUAUUCCGAAGACAUUUAUCCGUACGCCACCUUCAAUCUGCCCGAGCAGGAAAACCUGUCGGCGAACCCGAUGCGACAGGCGUUCUACUACGAACGCAGCGAAACCAUGCUGCAAGGCAAUCAGUGCGACAUGGACCAGUACACGAAGGUACGUGGUAGGGCGCGGCGAAAGUCGAAGUCGUUCAAGUCGGAGUCCGAGGAGUACGACACCCUGGGCUCGGACAGCGACACGGAGGUCGGUACCAGCAGCCGCACCGAGUCCUCGAACCACCUGGACGAUUCUGGGCCGGCGUCGAUAAUGACGCGGUCGCCGGGGCCGAACUCCAUCGGGCAGAGGGAGCAGCGACUAGCCCUGGUCCCGAGGCCGGUUCAUCAUAAUGUGCUGUACCACACGCACGAAUCAAGUACAUCAACCGAGCCGUCACCAACUUCUGAGAGGAAGACCUUUCCCAGGCUCGAAAAGCAAAGGAAUCAAGGAGCAACGGCCGACAUUGGGAUGGACGGCCGCGUGCCGGGUAUUCUUCGGCCCGUGCUGAAGCUCUCGGAGUCCGGGAUGCAUUCGUAUUCGAGGGGCGCGUUGUCGAAUCAUCCUUCGAGGCCCGGCUCCUGCGACCGGUUGGGGAAAGAUCCGAGCUCGAGGAAGUCCGUGGAAUCGUUGUGCCUGUUGGAGGAGCCCGGUUCGUCGAGGAUGCCGAGGAGGGAAGAGGACUGGGGCAGCGAGCUGUCUACGUUGGAACUGAAGCCGCCGACAGGUUUCACGGACGCGCACGAGACCAGCGAGGCCGAGUGCGACAUCGACAUGAAGCUGAAGCUCCACAGGAAGAGGACGGGUUUUCCUUCUAACUCGCUCUCGAAAUCGCCUAAGGACUUUACUAUCACUGUCUAAGUGUGUUUUAAUCAAAUAUUCGAAACAAAUCGCGAGAUCGAAACGAAACGAAGAUUUAAAAAAAAAAACAACAAAAUGUAUCGCAUAAGGGUACACAGACACGUACACGACCUAACAGGAACACAGACACGUAAGAUAAUAACGAUGCCAAAGCAUGAUGAGUGUUAAUUCAAAAAAGCGAAAAAUGUAAAAAAAAUGAUGAUACGCAGAAUAAGAAACAGAACGUUUUCCUCGCCGUUGAGAUUGUCGGGAUCCCCUAACGCUUCUCUGUGGAUGGAUAACUGUCUUUCCGUGUAACUACCGUCGACGAUCCAUUUACAAUAAAGUGGUAUUUUUUUAAAAAAAAUAACAAGAAAAACCAG
Messenger RNA from Ceratina calcarata, 6742 nucleotides. RefSeq names its product Down syndrome cell adhesion molecule-like protein Dscam2. The transcript has 28 exons. Gene Ontology annotation, molecular function: protein binding. The coding region runs from base 213 to 6380 and encodes 2055 amino acids. Lineage: Eukaryota; Metazoa; Arthropoda; Insecta; Hymenoptera; Apidae. The record is from RefSeq and is a predicted model, not a curated record. Gene Ontology annotation, biological process: cell-cell adhesion.